UCCCCUGUUGUCUGCAUGUGUCAGCUGGGAUUUUUUUUUUUGCCAAAUCAGCGGAGUAAUUUGUGCUCAUUUUUAACUUUGUUCUCCAAAUUUCUCAACUACAAGCUCAAAUGUGCUGGCCGAGCUCAACAUUUAAUCAUGUCCGACUUUGACAAGUCAUCCAUCCAAAGUAAACGAAACUGAAAACGUUAAGGCUUCGUCUGUGACAGGGUGACAAUGGGGAAGAAAAGGGCAAAGGACAAGAGCUCCAAAGAGGACGAUGACAUCGAGCUAAUGGUCCCGUCCUGUAGACACAUUAAGAAGGGAACAGACCAAACUCUUCUAAAGAAACUUUCUGCUAAUUCUGACUGGACCAGUUGUCAGGAUUGUAAGAAUGAAGAAAACAAGGAAAACAUCAGCACCACUGUGCCUGAGGACCCUGAAGAGGAAAAAGACACAGCAGCGUUGUGGAUGUGCUUGAAAUGUGGACAUAAAGGAUGUGGACGAAAUUCUGAGAACAAGCAUGCCAUCAAACAUUAUGAAACUCCUCGGUCAGAUCCACAUUGCCUCGUGGUCAGCUUGGACAACUGGAGUGUGUGGUGUUACAUAUGCGAUGAUGAAGUCCAGUACUCCAGAACGGGGCAAUUGGCUCAGCUGGUGACCAAUCUGAAAAAACAAACCUCUGAAGAGCCCAUAAAGAGACCACAGAAAAGAGUGAAGGAAGACGACUUGGUGGAAGCUGAACAGAAGACAGAGACACUAAAAACAGAGGAAAAUGACAGCAAGGAGAACAAAGAAAAUGAGGAUCAAAAGAAAGAAAAGAAAAACACCAAGAAAGACGCUGUUGGGAAAUCACAAAAGUCCAGCACACCUGAAGAAAAAUGUGGUGUUUCUGUAAAAGGCCUGAGCAACCUGGGAAACACCUGUUUCUUUAAUGCGGUCAUUCAGAAUCUCUCUCAAACUCAGCUUUUAAGAGAGACUCUCAACAAAGUGACCGAAGAGAAAACACAUCUCAACAUUAAACCUGAUGUCUCGUCGGAUCUGGAGCCUGUUGUCGUGCAGUUAGACCAGCCUGGAUCCCUGACUUUAGCUAUGUGUCAACUGCUUAAUGAAAUCCAGGAAACCAAGAAGAGUGUGGUAACACCGCGGGAGCUGUUCACACAAGUUUGUAAAAAGGCUGCCAGGUUCAAAGGAUUCCAGCAGCAGGAUAGUCAGGAGCUGCUGCGCUACCUCCUGGAUGGGAUGCGGGCUGAGGAGCUCAAAAGAGUAAGCUCAGGGGUAAUGGAUGCUCUGAAACAGUCUAGAAAAGGCACAGAUGAAGAGAAGCUGAAAACGCUGGUAAAAGAGUACGAAAAAAAUGGAUUCCCAAAAAACUUUAUCGACCAAGUCUUUGGUGGGGAAUUGACCAGCACUAUAAUGUGUCAGCAGUGUAAAACGGUGUCUGUAGUCACAGAGAUGUUUUUGGAUCUUUCCCUUCCCGUGUCUGAUGAGGCAUACAGAAAGAAGAACCAAAAAAAGAUGGUUCAGAAGACCAGUGAGUCGAGCGAGGACGGCAGAAACAGCCCCGCGUUGACCAGCGGUAAUGAGGACGUUCCCACCGGGACUGGCAGCAAGUAUCAGCAGAAGAAAGCCAAGAAGCAGGCAAAGAAGCAAGCAAAGCAUCAGAAAAGGCAACAGAAGUUUGAGAGCAGGGUAACUCUGGACCGCCUCACGUCUCCAAGCCACACGGAAGGCGAACAGAUGGAUGUUUCUGCAGAUGCAAAGGACAUGGAAAACGGUGACGCUGAAGCACAUGAAGAAGCCAGUGUGACUGAGCAAAACCCUGCACCAGCGAGUGUGUCUGAACAGGACCAGGAGACCACUGACACACUCCCGGUCGAAGAGGAAAAGGAAGAAGACGAGGAUUCGGUGACUGACUGUGACUCAUCGGCAGUCAGCAACCGUUUUAACGUCUUGUCGGACGAACAGGAAACUCCUCAGAAGGACGAAGACGCAUGUGAUGAAACUUCCAACAGGGAUCACGAAGGAGAGGGGGACACAGAGCUUGUAGAUGAGAUGCAGAAAGUGUCCCUGGACGAUGCCUUUGUGGAAGAGUCUGAUGCUAUGGAACAAGGCGCGGAGAGUGGAGAUGAAAUACUAGAUGAGAAAGAGUACACAGUAAUAAACCGAGACCCAGAGCUGGCCUUCCACACGCUGGCUACCAGGACAACCCCGGAGAAACAGGAGUGUUCGGUGCAGUCGUGCCUUUUUCAGUUCACAGAAGUGGAAACGCUCACACAGAACAACAGCUUACUAUGUGUCACUUGUACUAAGCGGCAGCUGAAGAAAGAAAAAGCUGGAGGAACCAAGAAAAACGUCUAUACGGACGCCUUGAAGCAAAUGUUGAUUUCAUCUCCCCCACCGGUUCUUACCCUUCAUUUGAAGAGAUUUCAGCAGAACGGAUACAGUAUUUGUAAAGUGAACAGACACGUCCAGUUCCCCUUCAUUCUGGAUCUAGCUCCUUUUUGUGCGGUUAAAUGCAAGAACAUGGCGGAGGGGGAUACUCAGCUUUUGUACAGUUUGUACGGCAUUGUCGAGCACAGUGGGACCAUGAGGUCGGGUCAUUACACAGCCUAUGUGAAAGCACGACCUGACUGUCCUAAACCGUUAUCAAAUGGACUUGCAGCACAAGGAGCGGAGCCACCCAAAGGAUCAUGGUUCCACGUCAGCGACACAAGUGUUCAGCCCGUGAGCGAGAGUAAAGUCCAGAGCUGUCAAGCCUACCUCCUCUUCUACGAAAGAAUCCUCUAAUAAAACCUCACUACUCAGGAAAUGCAAAUAAACUAACCUGCUGCUUCAGCUCCAUCAUGCAAGGGAUCUCAAACAGGGAUGAAAUUAUUUACUUAUUUUACAGAACUGUUGACAUUUUCGUCAUAGGUUUUUUUCCAAGGGUCAAAUGGGACAUUUAACAUGUUUCUUCACACUCAUUGUAGAUGUAAUGAAAUUCAGGAUGGAAGUAAAACUCACAAGGAACGGUUGGGAACAAUAAUCUGGAAAAUAUAUCUAUCUUUUUAUAAUCGUGUAAUUAAAUAAUUCUAAAUGUUGAA
This is a messenger RNA of Mugil cephalus (flathead mullet), 3065 nucleotides long. RefSeq names its product ubiquitin specific peptidase 16 (gene usp16). Gene Ontology annotation, cellular component: nucleus; cytosol. NCBI's taxonomy places the organism in Eukaryota, Metazoa, Chordata, Actinopteri, Mugiliformes, Mugilidae. The transcript has 18 exons. The coding region runs from base 217 to 2769 and encodes 850 amino acids. Gene Ontology annotation, biological process: regulation of cell cycle; regulation of gene expression. Gene Ontology annotation, molecular function: cysteine-type deubiquitinase activity; cysteine-type endopeptidase activity; zinc ion binding. The record is from RefSeq and is a predicted model, not a curated record.